This is a messenger RNA of Capsella rubella, 2217 nucleotides long. RefSeq lists its product as uncharacterized. NCBI's taxonomy places the organism in Eukaryota, Viridiplantae, Streptophyta, Magnoliopsida, Brassicales, Brassicaceae. Bases 86 to 2101 code for a protein of 671 amino acids. The record is from RefSeq and is a predicted model, not a curated record. The transcript has 2 exons.
UAUCUCUCCAAUUCAAUUCAAGAAAAAAGAAAAGGAAAAAGUCUAUCUCUAAAUCAAGAGGAUUCACAGUUGAAACUCUACAGCCAUGAAAGGAAGCAAUAGUAAGGGGAAGCCCUUUUGUCGUAUGUCUGAUGUUACAAAACCGCACAAACUUUGCCAACGAAUGGAUCCGCCGCUCACCGUGUGUAUCUCUUGCAAAGGCCAACCAUACGUUGGGAAUAGGCGUGGGUACUAUUACUAUUGUGCUACUUGUGGUGUUGAAUUUCACGAUGGUUGUCACUUGUUUCCUCCAGAGAUCAAACACCCUUUCCACCUCCACCACUCUCUCACCCUCACCUUCUUAGACCAUGAUCUUGAUAGCUCUGCGCUCCCUGAAAUUUGGUUUGGCCUAACCAUAGAUUCAUACAAUGAUGCUGUUGUAAAAGAAAAGAAUAGUCACUCUUCAACAGAUUCUUCUGGAGGAGAAGAAGAAGACAGUGCUUCAGAUGAUGACGACUCUGCUUCAGGUGAAGAAGACAGUGCUUCAGGUGAAGAAGACUCUGCUUCAGGUGAAGAAGACUGUGGUUCAGGUGAAGUAGUUUGUGCUUCUGAAGAAGAAGACUCUGCUUCAGAUGGGAAUCAUAAAAAAUGCAAAUCUUGUCGGAAAAGUAUUACAUAUAACAGCAACAUCAAGUAUGUUCGUUUUUCCGAUAUAACAUAUUAUCAUUGUUCUAUCUGCAAUUUUAGUCUACACUCACUUUGCAUAAAGGAUUCACCACCUCUCACUAUUGAAAACCUAAAAAGCCAUGAGCACGCUCUUACCCUUUUUCCUAGAAAACUUCCUCUGCCCUGUGAUGCUUGUGGCUUUUCACUUGACGCUCGCAAUGAUUCAGUUUACUCUUGUCUGCUUUGUAACUACAUGGUACAUAGAAGAUGUAUCUACUUACCUCGUGUCAUUAAGAUCACCCGUCACCAGCAUCGACUCUCUUACACUUCCUCCCUUGUUCCUUCUGGUGAUGAGCUCUCUUGUGGUGUUUGUCGCAAACUCGUUGACGUCAACUACGGUCAAUUCUCUUGCAACAAGGGAUGCCACUAUGCUGUCCAUUCGAAAUGUGCAACAAAAAACGAAGUGUGGGAUGGGAAAGAUCUUGAAGGAGUGCCUGAAGAAGAAGAAGAAGAUGUUGAGCCAUUCGUGAGGAUUGAUGAAGAUACAAUACAACAUUUCAGUCACGACCAUCACCAUCUAAAGAUCCAUCAUGGGAAUGGUAACCAUGAAAACAAGUUUUGCCAAGCCUGCAUCCUUCCCAUAACAGUUUCAGAUAGCUUCUACAGCUGUGCGGAAUGCGAUUUUGUUCUCCAUGGAACAUGUGCAUGCCUUCCUCGCAUAAAACACCAUCCACUACACAAACACCCGCUCAGCCUCUACCAUUUACACUAUCCUCAUCUCAAAGAGCUCCAGUCUAAAUAUUACGACCUUGGUUUCUUCGUGUGUAAUGGUUGUAGCCAAAAAUGCUGUGGUUUCAUGUACAAGUGUUGCGAAAAGGGUUGUGUAUUUCAACUAGAUGCAAGGUGUGCUUCCCUUCCUGACCCUAUAAUCCAUGACUGCCAUCCACAUGAUCACCCACUCUUCUUCAAUUUGACCGAAGGUAAAUGCAUGGUUUGUAAGAUUACCUCUGGAUUAAGAAAGUCCUUAGAAUGUAUUGAAUGCAGGUCCUUUUUGUGUCUUACUUGUGCUACUCUGCCUCUGGUGGCUCACUACAAGUACGAUAAACAUCCACUCACCCUUUGCUGCGGAGAAGAGAAGACAACAGAUCUCCAGUACUGGUGCGAGGUUUGUGAAUCAGAAAUAGAUGCAAAAAAGUGGUUCUACACAUGUAACUCUUGUUCAGUCACUCUUCACGUUACAUGUUUACUGGGAGAUAAUAUCUACAUGAAGCUAAACCAUGUGAUCAAGAUGUAUGAAGGUGCUGAAACAAGUAUUGAUAUUGUUCCCAACAGUGGUAACUCUAGACCAAUGUGUGAUGGAUGUAGACGCCGUUGUGUGGACACUAUGGUAGUCAAGUCGACUGGGAAAAACUAUUGUACUAUCAUGUGUUUCUUUGAUAUAUAUUAUCCAUGGUAGGACUUCUCCAAUGGAAAGAUGGACUAAGGCAGCGACGAUUAAAGAUGCUAUACGAACAAAUUUAGUCCAAACAGUUUGGAGGUUUUGUUCUUCAUAUAUGAAUAAAAGACAUAAAG